GCCUCCCCUUUGGAGAGGCGCUUGGCUUUCUCUGGCUGCCCUUUUGCCCCUUUCAAGUAGUCGAUGACCCCAUCCCAACCCUUUCACCACUGUCUCUCUUCCUCCUUCCCUUUGCUCGACUGCCCCUCAUUUCCAAUUCCCUCAUACCCGUCGUCAAAGGCACCGUAAGUCCCUAUUCUUUCUCGCGACACUCACCAUCUCUGUGAAAGAGAGAGACGGGAGGGAAACAGAGACUGAGAGCUAUAGGUUUAGAAGCAAGAAUUGGGGACUCAGAGAGAUGAUUGUAGAAGCAAGAGUUGUCCACAAUUCAGUGCUUGAACUGCUCUCUUAGACAGUUGUAGUUGCUGGAAAAGAAAGGUGGUGGCCAUGCUGUACCACUAUGGUGGCGCAGUUCCGUUCUCGCUGCCGCUGCCGCUGCCGACGCCGACUGAGCCCGUGUCUGUCAUCAGCAUCCCGCGGCCGCCGAUGCAGCUGCAGCCGGCGGGGACGAGUACUUUCGAGGAAUUGCCAGCCGACGGCCCUGGCGGCAGCGCGGCCGGCAACCUCCAAGACGACAUGCCGACCGACGUCGGCGCCAGCGGGGCUAAAGCGUCCGGCUCCGGCGGCAACCGGUGGCCGCGCGAGGAGACGCUGGCGCUCAUCGGGAUCCGGUCGGAGAUGGACGCCGACUUCCGGAACGCCCCCCUCAAAGCGCCCCUCUGGGAGGAUGUCGCCAGGAAGCUUGCGGGGCUGGGAUACCACAGGAGCGCCAAGAAGUGCAAGGAGAAGUUCGAGAACGUGGACAAGUACUACAAGCGCACCAAGGAAGCCCACCGCGCCGGGCGGCAGGACGGCAAGAGCUACCGCUUCUUCUCGCAGCUCGAGGCUCUGCACGCCGCGACCCCGCAGCAGCAGCAAAGGGCCACGGCCAUGACCACGGUGCAAGCUGAUCAUCAGUCGUUGGCAACAAUGGCAUGGACGACACCCCCUGCGGCGCUAGCGCCACCCGGCGCCAGCUUGCCGGACCUCAGGUUCUCGUCGAUGUCGGGGUCCGCGUCCGAGUCGGACGACGAGUUUGACAACGACGAUGAGAGCCUCGGCAAGGGCGAGAGCGACUGCGGCGGGUGCGACAAGGAGAUGAUGGCGCUCUUCGAGGGGAUGAUGAGGCAGGUCACGGAGAAGCAGGACGCGAUGCAGCGCGUGCUCCUGGAGACGCUCGAGAGGUGGGAGGCGGAGCGCACGGCGCGCGAGGAGGCGUGGCGGCAGCAGGAGGUGGCCCGCAUGAGCCGCGAGCAGGAGCAGCUCGCCAGGGAUCGCGCCGCCGCAGCCUCCCGCGACGCCGCUCUGAUCGCGUUCCUCCAGCUUGUCGGCAACGGGCAGCCCGUGCGGCUCCCUCCCGCCAGCGCCAUUGCCGUGCCCACUCCAAUGCCUGACCGCUUCCCUCCGUUGCCACACCACGACGCGGCGGCCAUCUCGCUUCAGCCAGUGCGCGUGCCGCCCAAGUCGGAGGAGGCCUGGGCGUGGGCAGGAGGCAAGAGCAGCGGGUCGACGUCGUCGCGGUGGCCGAAGGAGGAGGUGCAGGCGCUGAUCCAGAUGCGGACGGAGAAGGACGAGCAGUACCAUGACACGGGCCCCAAGGGGCCGCUUUGGGAGGACAUAGCCGCCGGGAUGCGGAGGAUCGGGUACAACCGGAGCGCGAAGCGGUGCAAGGAGAAGUGGGAGAACAUCAACAAGUACUUCAAGAAGGUGAAGGAGAGCAACAAGAGGCGCCCCGAGGACUCCAAGACCUGCCCUUAUUUCCACCAGCUCGACGCCAUGUACCGCAAGAAGCGUUUCGCCGGCAGAGGAGGCAACACCGGCUCCGGCACCGCACCCAAUAUGGCCGUUGUUGCCGCCUCUGGGCAGGAGAACCUGAGCCAGCGCGAGCUCGAGGGGAAGAGCAUCAACGAUGUUGACCAGCGGAGCACCGGUGCAGCAAGCGUGCAUGCUACCGCUGGCAAAGGCGAGACGGCACCGACGACCGCCGCGCUUGAUGACGGCCCCCAAAACAAUGUGAUCUUAGAACGUUCCGCGUAAAGGUUUCAUACUUGUAAGUCAAUUAAUUGCACGCAAGCUAAAUAAGGAUUGACGCUGCACACAGAAGGCAGAAGACAUUGUGAGGGACACAAAUGUGCAGCUCCAGCAACACGAGUUCACAGAGGUCAGAGGACGAGACGGACAGCGACGACAUGGGAGGCAACUACACUGAUGAAGGCAACAAUGAAGACAAAAUUCAGUACAAGAUGAGCUUCCAGAAGCCUAAUGUGAUCGGGAGCAGCGGCGACACCCCUGCACCACCAUAGACGACUGCGGCAGCGACGAGUUCAGCUGCCGCAACAAGCAGCACCUUCUUUGCCAUUCAGUAGACGGCAAUGAAGCAGGACCGGUGCCAGGUGACCAGCAUCAGUGGCAUCACCGUCUUCAUCGGCCCAUAAUCACAAAUCUAUUACAUAUAUUAAAGGGUCAAGAUUUGAAGCAAUUUGAGGGGCUAAUUUACCGUAGCUAUUGUUUAUGUAGGUUACAUGUAUGUGUACAUAUAU
Phragmites australis (common reed) is the source of this 2558-nucleotide messenger RNA. Its product is annotated as trihelix transcription factor DF1-like. The coding region runs from base 367 to 2055 and encodes 562 amino acids. The transcript is spliced from 3 exons. Lineage: Eukaryota; Viridiplantae; Streptophyta; Magnoliopsida; Poales; Poaceae. The record is from RefSeq and is a predicted model, not a curated record.